AUGGAGCUUUCGGAGCGCAAGGAGGGGAUGUAUCUCAAGAAGCUCAAGAAGCAGAAGAAGAAAAUAGCUGAAUUAAGAACUCGUCUAAAGGAGAUGACUGAACUUGUCAAAAAACUAGAGAAGAAGUCAGAUAUACCGGAGAAUUCAUUGAAGGAAGAAGAAACUUCAAAGGAGUGCUUUUUCGAAUCUAAGGAUGCAUUUAUGGUUAAGUGGGAAACCAUUUUCGUCUUGGGAUUCAACUGUUCCUUUCCUAGGGAUGAAAUCAAGAGCUCAUUGAAAGAACAUUUCAGUUCUUGUGGACCGGUCACAGGGGUUUAUAUUCCCUUUCAUUGUAAAACCGGUCAUCCCUAG
Messenger RNA from Thlaspi arvense, 351 nucleotides. The record is from the annotation of a GenBank genome assembly. NCBI's taxonomy places the organism in Eukaryota, Viridiplantae, Streptophyta, Magnoliopsida, Brassicales, Brassicaceae.